AUGUCAUAUGAGACAGCUCCAUGGAUAAUACCCAGUGCCUUAGCAUCCUUCAUUAGCUUUUCGUUCAGAGAUCCUUUCUCUGAUUCCGAUGACCCUUCUGCAUCGACCUUCUUCCCUUUCGAUUAUGAGAUUUCAAGACCUUUUCAACUAGAUCCUAGAUUCCAUAUGCAGGGAUCAAUAGAAGUCUCGUCCCAAUUUCGAAGAACGCGAAAUUUCGAUGUCUACAACAAUAUCAAUGCAGGAGGGCAUACAAUUGGGUUCGCAAAAUGUUUGUUCGUCAGGCAGACCCGGAAAUCAGUUUGCCCUAGAAGAGAUGGCGACAACACACCUGCUCCCUUGGACUUUGUUUCCCCUACAAGGUUCGACAACAGCUACUUCAAGCUUGUACUUGGGGGACAUGGACUUCUCCCUUCAGACCAAGUGCUUCUGACUGGGAAUGGAAGGCAGGCAGCUGAGCUGGUGAAAACCUAUGCAGCUAAUGAGAGCUUAUUCUUUCAGCAGUUUGCCAAGUCCAUGGUUAAGAUGGGGAACAUUAAUCCUCUCACUGGAUUAAAGGGACAAGUCCGGAAGAAUUGCCGCCACGUUAAUUAA
Molecule: messenger RNA, 591 nt
Organism: Pyrus x bretschneideri (Chinese white pear)
Lineage: Eukaryota; Viridiplantae; Streptophyta; Magnoliopsida; Rosales; Rosaceae
Product: peroxidase 9-like
Exons: 2
Coding region: 1-591 (196 amino acids)
Biological process (GO): response to oxidative stress
Molecular function (GO): peroxidase activity; heme binding
Source: RefSeq, a predicted model, not a curated record